AUGGUGUCGGCGAUUCCGCCUCCCCCACAGUCGACGUCGGCGAGUUGCCUCUUCAGUACCGCAUCUAGAUCCCUGCAGAUUGAUAGAUUGAACAACGCGGUAGCGAUAUCCUUCUUCCCUCUCGGAGUUCCGUGCCCUAAUCUUAUUUACUAUCGGCUGCUUUCUGUUCCGUCCGAUCUAGAUGGAGCCACGGUGUUGAUUGGAAGUCUCCUGCCUCGCUGUCUUCUCAGAUCAGGACUACUGCUUCUCCUGUUCUUGACCGUUUUCACCGUAGUCUCGCUACCAUGGGUAAUUCCUUUGGUUUUCUUCUUGCUUGUUUCUGCCUCUGAUCAUGCUUUAAGUGGGAUUUUGACUGGUCUCCCCAAGCCUGGAGGUGGAGAGUUUGGAAAGUUCUAUAGUUUGCCUGCGCUGAAUGAUCCAAGAGUUGACAAGUUGCCAUAUUCAAUUAGGAUACUUCUUGAAUCAGCCAUCCGUAAUUGUGACAAUUUCCAAGUCACCAAGGCAUAUGUUAAGAAAGCCAUUGAUUGGGAGAAGACUUCUCCAAAUCAAGUUGAGAUUCCAUUCAAGCCAGCUCGUGUUCUCUUGCAGAUCUCAGGCCGGUGCAGGGCAACCGGUGGUGGCUACAUGGUGUACCCAGUACCCGACGAAAGUGUGGUGUAUAAUUCUGAAAGUGGCGUUGGUGGCUGGUUGAAGUUCGAUGGUGGUUGUCUUGUUGAUGACCGGUAG
Molecule: messenger RNA, 726 nt
Organism: Lactuca virosa
Lineage: Eukaryota; Viridiplantae; Streptophyta; Magnoliopsida; Asterales; Asteraceae
Source: the annotation of a GenBank genome assembly